This is a messenger RNA of [Candida] anglica, 1236 nucleotides long. NCBI's taxonomy places the organism in Eukaryota, Fungi, Ascomycota, Pichiomycetes, Serinales, Debaryomycetaceae. The record is from the annotation of a GenBank genome assembly.
AGACAAGUGCGGGUGCGAACAAUUUACCCCAGACAAAUAUCAAUGGUGGAUUCAAAAAAAGUUGCAAUUAAAUUUGUGGGGAUAACUGCCGCGUUAGCUAAACUUAAAGCUCGCAGGCCAAUUCUCUGGGCUGCAUUUUUAACUCUUCAUCCUGCCAUCAAGGCUGUAAUUUCUACACUUUCUGGUAGUGGUGGACCUUGUCAGAAUCGUGUAUCCAAUGCAGCAAGUGCUAUUUUGCUCUACUUGGCCUCACAUGAUAGUGUAGUGCCAAAGGAUUAUAUCCUGUUAUAUUUUUGGAUGUCGUACAUUUUAGGAUGGGCUGAUAACCAUAAACUGAAUGCAUUGAGGGAGAAAUCACCCAAUGGAGAACCAUUGGUUCCAACCGUGAAAGCAGUGGCUGCCAAUGCCAACGUUAAUGAGGUUAACGCUACUACUGAAGAAAUUAGUACGAAGUUAAAAGAUCAUGUUAUUUUCACCCGUCAAUCGUUGAGUAAAAUUGCAUAUGCAACAAUCUUUGGCCAACUUCUUUCUCAAUAUCUUUCCCCUACUCAUUUCAUGGGUAAGAAACAUCUUAAUGGUACAGUCAAGUCUCGUUUAUUUGACCCUGUGUGGUUCCAAAGGACAAAAUGUGGACAGUCAUUAAAUUGGAAAAGUGUGGGGAAGAAUUAUUUGGCUUAUAACAUUGUUCUUGCAACUGUGUUUGCACUUGCAAAGUUUAGAUCUGUGAAAGAAAAAGUUGAUCGUCAAAGGUCAGGAAUCUUCCUUUCUCCAAAUGAAGAUCGAACACCAAGUAGUGAUAUCUGGAAAUCAUUUGCCCGCUCUGUAGUAGAGCGAGCAAAUACUUUAACAAACCUUGUAUUUGUACCAAAUUUAAUCGCUAUUGGAUUGGUUUCACUCUCUGGAGUUUCUCUACCAUUCCCUGAUAGCCGGAAUUUCCCUAGAAAAUGGUUUGUUAAGUUAGUUGGAUUUCUGCUGGUUCUUCUUUCCUUCCUCUUAAACUCAUUUGAGCCCGAAUCGCUACAACUUGAUCCAACUACCCUUCUGGUUGUCACAAUGUAUUUGUUUAGACUUGUCUUGUUACUGAAAUGGCGUACCGCCAAGGACAUUGUUUUGAAAGGACCCAAUUGGAAUGUCAUUGAAACCGCCCUUAUGUCAUAUGGUGUCUAUACAUACAUGAACAAACAAGAUGCCGGUGAAAAGGACUUGUUAGCCGGCUUGGUGGGUAAAAUUAUGUAG